Molecule: messenger RNA, 681 nt
Organism: Rotaria sp. Silwood2
Lineage: Eukaryota; Metazoa; Rotifera; Eurotatoria; Philodinida; Philodinidae
Source: the annotation of a GenBank genome assembly
AUGACUCAACUAGCAAUUUCACCAUUUGUUAUUGUGGCAACCUUGGCAUUUACUGCACUUUUUAUCAGUCUUACUCUUUUACCUAUUCAUCUUCACGAGACACCUUACAACUAUACAGAAACAACUAUUGGUACGCUGUUCGUACCAGGCGGAAUAGGCAUGCUCAUUGGUAGUCUUAUCGGAGGAUGGCUUUCAGAUAAAGCUAUGAAAUAUUAUGGUGAUGUAAUUUGCCCUGAAGGAUGUCUUGUGCCAGGUCUGACUUUUCCCAUCCUUUCUUCUAUCGGAUUAAUCAUCUAUGGAUGGACAUUUCAUUAUCGACUUCAUGUUAUAGGACCCAUCAUUGGCCAGAUAUUGAUCGGUCUCGGCUAUUCGGUCCUGGCGCCAGGAGUCUCUGCCUAUUUGACGGUCAAGAAACAGGAGCAAGCAGCAACAGUAUCUUCUCUCAAUGGGUUCUUUGACUCUUUUUCAUCAAGUAUCUUUGUUACUGCUGCUGUACCUCUGGAGAAGGCGAUGAACACUGGAUAUUUAUUUUCUCUCAUAUGUGGUAUCAAUUUUGUUGCUAUUGUGCUAGUAAGUAUACUUGUGUACAAAGGAAUUCGACGAGCAAAACUUAGUGUCAUGCCAGAAAAUGGCAUUGGUUCUGGGUCGGAAAGUUGUCCAGAUCGUCCAAUAUCACCAUGA